GCUUCCCGGCGCGGCCUCGCCUUCGCCGCCGGAGACCCCCCUCAGGCGCCCCGUCCCCCGGGACCCCGCCGCCCGCCCGCCGCUCUCAGGACCCGGGCUCCUCCCAGAUGGGAUAAGCUGUGAAGAUGUUUAGUUUUGAAGGGGAUUUCAAAACGAGGCCCAAGGUGUCCCUCGGAGGCGCGAGCAGGAAGGAAGAAAAGGCUUCUCUUUUACAUCGUACUCAGGAAGAAAGAAGAAAGAGAGAGGAAGAAAGGCGAAGAUUGAAAAAUGCAAUAAUUAUCCAGUCAUUUAUUCGAGGCUAUCGAGACAGAAAACAGCAAUAUUCCAUCCAAAGAAGUGCUUUUGACCGCUGCGCUAACUUGUCACAGUCUGGUGGCACUUUUUCCAUUGGUAAUGGUCCCAACCUUACCCUUUUGGUGAGGCAGCUUCUGUUUUUUUAUAAACAGAACGAAGACUCAAAACGUUUGAUAUGGAUGUAUCAGAACUUAAUUAAACACAGCUCUCUGUUUGUCCAGCAGUUGGAUGGAUCCGAGAGACUUACAUGCUUAUUUCAGAUAAAGAGGCUGAUGAGCCUCUGCUGCAGGUUGCUGCAAAACUGUAACGAUGACAGUUUGAAUGUCGCACUUCCAAUGAGAAUGCUCGAGGUGUUUUCAUCAGAGCACACUUACUUACCUGUUUUACAGGAUGCUAGCUACGUGGUGUCAGUAAUUGAACAAAUUUUGCACUGCAUGGUUCAAAAUGGGUAUUAUAGAUCUCUCUAUUUGUUAAUUAAUAGCAAACUUCCAUCAAGUAUUGACUAUUCUGACUUAUCUCGAGUUCCUAUAGCAAAAAUUUUGCUAGAGAAUGUUCUGAAACCAUUGCACUUUACCUACAACUCCUGUCCAGAAGGAGCCAGGCAACAGGUUUUUACCGCCUUCACGGAGGAGUUCUUGGCAGCACCUUUCACGGAGCAGGUUUUCCACUUGGUCAUUCCUGCGUUGGCAGACGCACAGACCGCCUUCCCCUACGAGCCUUUCCUGCACGCGCUCUUGUCAGGGGACAGCAGCAGGCCUGCAGAAGCCAGCGGAGGCGCGCCGUGGCUCUUCUACUUCGUUCUGACUGUUGGUGAAAACUAUCUGGGGACCCUCUCUGAGGAAGGACUGCUAGUGUAUUUAAGAGUGCUCCAGACCUUUCUUUCUCAGUUACCGGCUUCACCUGCCAAUUCAAGCUGUCAGGAUUCAUCCAGUGACUCCGAAGAUGAGAGCGAAGAAGCAGACAAGCAGAUGAGCGCUACAGAGGACGGUAGAUUGUCAGCACCCUACAUAACAGAGGAGUGUCUGAAAAAGCUGGAUACGAAGCAGCAGACCAACACGCUGUUAAACCUGGUCUGGAGGGACUCGGCGAGUGAGGAGGCCUUCACGCUCAUGGCCUCCGUCUGCCACACGCUGAUGGCCCAGCAGCGGGCGGUGGUGCCCAGAGUCAGGCUUCUUUACAGUUUAGCUUUUAAUGCCAGGUUUCUGAGGCAUCUUUGGUCCCUUAUAUCUUCAAUGACAACGCGGAUGAUCACAGGGUCUAUGGUACCAUUGCUUCAGGUGAUAUCAAGGGGCUCUCCCAUGUCGUUUGAAGAUUCUGGUCGUAUCAUCCCACUCUUUUACCUCUUUAGCUCCUUGUUUAGUCAUUCACUAAUUUCCAUACAUGAUAAUGAAUUCUUCGGUGACCCAAUAGAAGGCCAGAGACAAUCAUCAAUGAUGCCUUUCACGUUGGAAGAGCUGAUAGUGUUGUCUCGCUGCCUCCGAGAUGCGUGCUUAGGGAUCAUCAAGUUGGCGUAUCCGGAAACGAAACCGGAAGUCCGAGAGGAAUACAUUACAGCAUUUCAGAGUAUUGGGGUCACGACUAGUUCUGAAAUGCAGCGUUGUAUACAGAUGGAACAAAAACGAUGGAUUCAGCUCUUUAAGGUGAUCACCAACCUAGUGAAAAUGUUGAAGUCCAGGGACACCAGGAGAAGCUUUUGUCCUCCAAAUCACUGGCUGUCGGAGCAGGAAGACAUUAAGGCAGACAAGGUCACCCAGCUCUACGUGCCGGCCUCCAGACAUGUGUGGCGCUUCCGGCGGAUGGGGCGGAUAGGCCCGCUGCAGUCCACCCUGGACGUGGGUCUGGAGUCCCCACCACUGUCUGUAUCUGAGGAAAGACAGCUCGCCAUCCUGACAGAACUGCCCUUUGUGGUUCCGUUUGAGGAACGCGUAAAGAUCUUUCAAAGGUUGAUUUAUGCCGAUAAGCAAGAAGUUCAAGGAGAUGGUCCAUUUCUGGAUGGAAUUAAUGUCACAAUAAGAAGAAACUAUAUUUAUGAAGAUGCUUACGACAAACUUUCCCCAGAAAAUGAGCCUGACUUGAAGAAGCGCAUCCGCGUCCACCUGCUCAACGCGCACGGUCUGGACGAAGCCGGCAUUGACGGCGGCGGCAUCUUCCGGGAGUUUCUCAAUGAGCUGCUGAAGUCAGGGUUCAACCCCAACCAGGGCUUCUUCAAGACGACCAAUGAAGGCCUGCUAUACCCCAACCCAGCUGCUCACAUGCUCGUGGGAGACUCCUUUGCCAGACAUUACUACUUCCUGGGCAGGAUGCUGGGAAAGGCCCUCUAUGAGAACAUGCUGGUGGAGCUGCCCUUUGCUGGCUUCUUCCUGUCCAAGCUGCUGGGGACCAGCGCCGAUGUGGACAUCCAUCACCUCGCUUCCUUAGAUCCCGAAGUGUACAAGAAUUUGCUGUUUCUCAAGAGCUACGAAGGUGACGUGGAGGAGCUGGGCCUGAACUUCACCGUGGUGAACAACGAGCUUGGGGAGGCACAGGUGGUGGAACUGAAGUUCGGUGGGAAGGACAUCCCUGUCACCAGCGCCAACCGCAUCGCAUACAUCCACUUGGUGGCGGACUACAGGCUGAACCGGCAGAUCCGGCAGCACUGCCUGGCCUUCCGGCAGGGCCUGGCCAACGUGGUCAGCCUGGAGUGGCUGCGGAUGUUCGACCAGCAGGAGAUCCAGGUGUUAAUUUCUGGUGCACAAGUUCCCAUAAGUCUGGAGGACCUGAAAUCCUUUACAAACUACUCAGGAGGCUAUUCCGCCGACCAUCCUGUUAUCAAAGUCUUCUGGCGCGUCGUGGAAGGGUUCACGGAUGAAGAGAAGCGGAAGCUGCUCAAGUUUGUCACCAGCUGCUCCCGGCCCCCGCUCCUGGGGUUUAAGGAGCUGUACCCCGCCUUCUGCAUCCACCAUGGCGGCUCGGACCUGGAGCGGCUCCCCACGGCCAGCACGUGCAUGAACCUGCUGAAGCUCCCCGAGUUCCCCGACGAGACGCUGCUGCGCAGCAAGUUGCUGUACGCCAUCGAGUGCGCCGCCGGCUUCGAGCUCAGCUGAGCCAAGAGGCUCCGCCCGCCGCCCUCGUAAGUAGCACCUCUGGCCGCCCCUCCGAGCGCGCUCAGGCUGCACUCCCAAGCUCUCCCAGGUCCCCCGUCCGUCACCCCCUCCUUCAUCUUUCACAUGAUUUCUUACGGCGUGCUCGCUUAUGUAGAUGGACAUCGCUUUUCAGAUCAUUUAAAGUGACAAAUGUCAUGUGCCAUGUGGCUGAGUUAGUAAUUUUGCCAAGAAGAGCACAGUUUGAAGACUGGUGGCAGCUCGGUGAAAUUAACCAAAGAUGCAGCUCUGGCUUUGCCGAUGGGUUCCAGGCUCGGUGGCGGCUGCGGGCUCAGCCUGGCUCUCGGCCUGCAGAGUUGGGUCUGAGAGCUGCAGACGCUGACUCUCAGGGCCCCGGUUUCGCGUGCAGUUGAAUUGUUUACAAGCCUAAUUAUCAAAACUGAAGGCGUUUUCUUCCUGCUGCCUUUUUCCAAAGUGGUUAGGUUUGGAGAAUAGCUAGAACGACCGUAUUUUAUUUGUGCUUUUUAAGCCAUUUCCCCACAAUGGGACUAGCAUGCUUGUUUUCGGCAAACCAUCGACCUGCAUCAUGAUGGUUUGGGUAUUACUGUGUGUGGGUGUGUGUGAGGUGGGCACUUCAUUCUUGUUCCAUUUCUGUCUCCACUUUGUGCCUGGAGAGCAUUUGGGGAGGGUCUCUGUCCAGUUCCUGCGGCAUGUGUGACCUACAAUAAGCGAUGACUUGGGGAGAAGAGACACUGAGCAUCAAUUCCAGUCACUUGAACCAAAGUGGUGGGCUGCACCUUCUUCGCCUGCAGCCCGCUGUGGCUGAGCCGGGAGGCCCGCCGGCCCCUGGACACCGGGGUGACUCGCCACGCGUCUGCACCCUCUGCUUCCUCAAUGGUGCUGCUUUGAAGGAAGACGGGACAGUCCCCAGACUCACGUCCAGGGGAGGCGUGUUGGAAUUCUCUCAUAAUAGGCACUUUAUCAGGACCUGACUCGUUGCUGGGUGACUUCAGUCUCCGAACACGGAGUGCUUCAGCGCGUUGGCUGUGAGAGCAGAGUGGCCUCGGCUGGUGCCGGGGCGCGGGGGGCCUCGACUCUGACUCCUGUCUCCACGGCUCGAGUCUCACUCACUGGAGCUCUGUGGGCUGUCCUGUUGAAUUGACCAGAAUUAGCAAUAUACUUUUAAGUGUGGGGAAACUGAAUGACACUUUUAAGACAAUGACCAUUAUCCAAACAAAAUGUAUAAUUUCUUAAUUUGAAUAAUAAAUUAAGUGUUUAAAUGCUA
Messenger RNA from Hipposideros armiger (great roundleaf bat), 4659 nucleotides. It is a transcript of the gene UBE3C, whose product is annotated as ubiquitin protein ligase E3C. Gene Ontology annotation, biological process: ubiquitin-dependent protein catabolic process; protein polyubiquitination. Gene Ontology annotation, molecular function: protein binding; ubiquitin protein ligase activity. Lineage: Eukaryota; Metazoa; Chordata; Mammalia; Chiroptera; Hipposideridae. The record is from RefSeq and is a predicted model, not a curated record. The transcript has 23 exons. The coding region runs from base 126 to 3377 and encodes 1083 amino acids.